CUCUGAUUCUAAGUUAAAAAGGACUCGACAUACGGUUAAUUCAGAAAAUGGUGACAUUUAUUUCGUCCGUUUUUCAGAAUCUAAUGUUGAACUUGCCAAAUGUUCUUUAGUACAGACUCAAAAAUCCGAUGUUUCUUCUAUUACAUUCUUCCCAAAUGAUGGUUUUUCUAAUGAUCUGGAUGAGAUUGUUAAAGGAUUAAA
Messenger RNA from Dentiscutata heterogama, 201 nucleotides. The record is from the annotation of a GenBank genome assembly. NCBI's taxonomy places the organism in Eukaryota, Fungi, Glomeromycota, Glomeromycetes, Diversisporales, Gigasporaceae.